GCGCGGGGCCGUGGGGCGCAGGCUGCUGGAGAAGGCGCACCUGCUGCAGGUGCUCCCGGCCGCCCCGGACCAGCGAGCGCCGGCACUGCGGCGGGGAGGAUGCUGCGCGAGCGGACCGUGCGGCUGCAGUACGGGAGCCGCGUGGAGGCGGUGUACGUGCUGGGCACCUACCUCUGGACCGAUGUCUACAGCGCGGCCCCAGCUGGGGCCCAAACCUUCAGCCCGAAGCACUCGGAACGCGUGUGGGUGGAGGUGGUGCGUGAUGGGGAGGCUGAGGAGGUGGCCACCAAUGGCAAGCAGCGCUGGCUUCUCUCGCCCAGCACCACCCUGCGGGUCACCAUGAGCCAGGCAAGCACCGAGGCCAGCAGUGACAAGGUCACCGUCAACUACUAUGACGAGGAAGGGAGCAUUCCCAUCGACCAGGCGGGGCUCUUCCUCACGGCCAUUGAGAUCUCCCUGGAUGUGGACGCAGACCGGGAUGGCGUGGUGGAGAAGAACAACCCAAAGAAGGCAUCCUGGACCUGGGGCCCUGAGGGCCAGGGGGCCAUCCUGCUGGUGAACUGUGAUCGAGAGACACCCUGGUUGCCUAAGGAGGACUGCCGUGAUGAGAAGGUCUACAGCAAGGAAGAUCUCAAGGACAUGUCCCAGAUGAUCCUGCGGACCAAAGGCCCGGACCGCCUCCCCGCCGGAUACGAGAUAGUUCUGUACAUUUCCAUGUCAGACUCAGACAAAGUGGGCGUGUUCUACGUGGAGACUCUACAGGGCAUAAAGAAAUUCCUUCUGGAACUGCAUAGGGUCCUACCUCCAUGCCUUUACCAAUACCCGUUCUUCGGCCAACGCUAUAUCCACAUCUUGGGCCGGCGGAAGCUCUACCAUGUGGUCAAGUACACGGGUGGCUCCGCGGAGCUGCUGUUCUUCGUGGAAGGCCUCUGUUUCCCCGAUGAGGGCUUCUCAGGCCUGGUCUCCAUCCAUGUCAGCCUGCUGGAGUACAUGGCCCAGGACAUUCCCCUGACGCCCAUCUUCACGGACACCGUGAUAUUCCGGAUUGCUCCAUGGAUCAUGACCCCCAACAUCCUGCCUCCCGUGUCGGUGUUUGUGUGCUGCAUGAAGGAUAAUUACCUGUUCCUGAAAGAGGUGAAGAACCUGGUGGAGAAAACCAACUGUGAGCUGAAGGUCUGCUUCCAGUACCUAAACCGAGGCGAUCGCUGGAUCCAGGAUGAAAUUGAGUUUGGCUACAUCGAGGCCCCCCAUAAAGGCUUCCCUGUGGUGCUGGACUCCCCCCGAGAUGGAAACCUAAAGGACUUCCCUGUGAAGGAGCUCCUGGGCCCAGAUUUUGGCUACGUGACCCGGGAGCCCCUCUUUGAGUCCGUCACCAGCCUUGACUCGUUUGGAAACCUGGAGGUCAGUCCCCCAGUGACCGUGAACGGGAAGACAUACCCGCUUGGCCGCAUCCUCAUCGGGAGCAGCUUUCCUCUGUCUGGUGGUCGGAGGAUGACCAAGGUGGUGCGUGACUUCCUGAAGGCCCAGCAGGUGCAGGCGCCCGUGGAGCUCUACUCGGACUGGCUGACCGUGGGCCACGUGGAUGAGUUCAUGUCCUUUGUCCCCAUCCCCGGCACAAAGAAAUUCCUGCUGCUCAUGGCCAGCACCUCGGCCUGCUACAAGCUCUUCCGAGAGAAGCAAAAGGACGGCCAUGGAGAGGCCAUCAUGUUCAAAGGCUUGGGUGGGAUGAGCAGCAAGCGAAUCACCAUUAACAAGAUUCUGUCCAACGAGAGCCUCGUGCAGGAGAACCUGUACUUCCAGCGCUGCCUGGACUGGAACCGUGACAUCCUCAAGAAGGAGCUGGGACUGACAGAGCAGGACAUCAUUGACCUGCCUGCUCUGUUCAAGAUGGACAAGGACCAACGUGCCAGAGCCUUCUUCCCAAACAUGGUGAACAUGAUCGUGCUGGACAAGGACCUGGGCAUCCCCAAGCCGUUCGGGCCACAGGUCGAGGAGGAAUGCUGCCUGGAGAUGCAUGUGCGCGGCCUCCUGGAGCCCCUGGGCCUCGAAUGCACCUUCAUCGAUGACAUUUCUGCCUACCACAAAUUUCUGGGGGAGGUCCACUGCGGCACCAACGUCCGCAGGAAGCCCUUCACCUUCAAGUGGUGGCACAUGGUGCCCUGACCUGCCAGGGGCCCUGGCGUUUGCCUCCUUCCCUGAGUUCUCCAGACCCCCCCUCACAUGCCCAGAGCCUUCUGCUGACAUGGACUGGACAGCCCCGCUGGGAGACCUUUGGGACAUGGGGUGGAAUUUGGGGUAUCUGUGCCUUGCCCUCCCCGAGAGGGACCUCAGUGUCCUCUGAAGCCAUCCCCAGUGAGCCUCGACUCUGUCCCUGCUGAAAAUAGCUGGGCCAGUGUCUCUAUAGCCCUGACAUAAGGAACAGAACAAAACAAAACACAGCAAACCAUGUGCCCAAACCGUUCCCCAAAGAAUUUUGAGUCUCUAGUCUGACACUGAAUGAGGGGAGAUGGGAAGGAGAUUCUGGGAUCGCCAGUUCUUCCAGCAGCCAUGCUCUGAAAAUCAAGGUAGAAUCCACGGAAAGGGACCCCAGGACCCCGGGACCCUAGACGUAUCUUGAACUGCCAUCGUCAUUUCAAAUCCAUCUCCCUCAGGGUUUCCAGGUGGCCACCCCCAAUUAUUCAUUCCUUACCAACCUCUCAAAUCCUCUUGGCUUUCACUCUGCAGUGUGGACACUGUUGGCUAGUCCUCCCCACUCCCUGAGGAUCCAGUAAGUUAGCUUAGAACCUUCCUGGAAACAUUUCAUCUGAGCAGGUUUCCCCACGUGUGGGAUGCUCCUUUUGCCUCAUCUGUCUCAGGGAUGCAGGCUCCCCCGCAUGCAUGGGGAUUUCUCCCCAGACCAGCAUACUUGUGACCUGAGAGUUCAAUGUGUAAAGAUGCCCCUGGUCAGCCAUAUCCAUCUUCUCUUGCCUGGUCCUUGAUUCUCUGGCCACUCCCUGACCUUCCUUCUCCCACUGCCUUGACUUUCUUCCUUUUUAUUCCUGGUGCCAUCUGUCCAGGCAGCUAGACAAGAACCUGUUCACCAGCAGCCAGAUUCAGGCCUUCCCCAGGGCGUAAUAAGUGACCAGCCCCUCCUCCCCGGACAUCAGAUCCAACACAUGAGGACCCUGGCCGACCCUCCAGCCCAACAGCCAGUUCUGGGUCAGCUGCCAACUUAGGGGUGGUUUGAUUAUCCCAUUGAAAUUCACCAGUGCAUUUGCCAAAGACCCUCUCAUUUGGACAUAUCCAGAUUCAUUCCCUGGCUCCAACUGAAAAGACUCAGUUUCAAUCUUUAAAAGUUCCUUUAGGGCCAGAAGAAUAAAUGAAUUAUAAUCCCAUUUUGAAGAACCAAUUUACAACCAAUGAAAAGGUUAUAAUGUAAUUUAUAUUCUUGGAGGAACAAGAUUUUCAUUUGGGAUUAUUUCAUUCAACCAUUCAACAAACAUUUGUUGUAUGCCACUAAGCACCAGGCAUGGCGUUGGGCUCUGCAAACACAGUGGUUAGUAGCAGUCUGGACCUGGUCCCUACUGGCAUGGAACCCAUCAGUCCCCAGCAUGCAAAGCCCACAUUUAAAGGCCAGCCUCUGCCCCUUCAGUGAUGCGCUCUUUAGAAAUGCCAGUCCACUAUAUUCAGAAAUCCGCAGGGCACAAAACUUCCAGCAAGUCACUGUUGUGGUGAAAUGGGCGGUGGCGGGGGGGUCUUCUUUAAAUAGGCCCCCUUCCCAUCUAGCUGGCCAGUACCCAUCCAGUGAGUCCCCAGGGCCUCCCGAAGCUGUUGUCUCCUCUCUGGGGAUAGCAGCUCCUGCCUUUGGAGGCCAAAGCCCCAGAUCUCUCCAGCCCCAGAGCUGAAAACACCAAGUGCCUAUUUGAGGGUGUCUGUCUGGAGACUUAGAGUUUGUCAUGUGUGUGUGUGUUUGGUUAAUGUGGGUUUAUGGGUUUUCUUUCAUUUCUUUUUUUUCAGUCUACAUUAGGGGGAAGUGAGCACCUCCCAUGUGCAGACAGUGUGUCUUUAUAGAUUUUUCUAAGGCUUUCCCCAAUGAUGUCGGUAAUUUCUGAUGUUUCUGAAGCUCCCAGGACUCACACACCUGUUCCCAUCUCACUUGCCCACCCAGUGUGACGACCCUUGGUGUGGAUGUACCCCCGUGGGCUCAUGGCUCUUCCCCACCCCCACUUUCUAUAAAUGUAGGCCUAGAAUAUGCUUCUCUGUUGCAAAACUCAGCUAAGUUCCUGUUUCCACCUUGAUGUUGAAAUAUCUUAUGUAAGAGGGCAGGGGAUGUCGUGAAGAUGGCAAGAAGAACACAGUUUCAAAUUUCUGGAAAAGAGCCUGUGGUGGAGAUCUAAAGAUGUUUAGGGAAGAGCUUGACUAAAGAACAAUGAAAUAAAUGGUCCAAGGGGAAGUCA
Nomascus leucogenys (northern white-cheeked gibbon) is the source of this 4436-nucleotide messenger RNA. RefSeq names its product peptidyl arginine deiminase 2 (gene PADI2). Gene Ontology annotation, cellular component: cytoplasm. The transcript has 17 exons. Gene Ontology annotation, molecular function: calcium ion binding; protein-arginine deiminase activity. Bases 100 to 2163 code for a protein of 687 amino acids. NCBI's taxonomy places the organism in Eukaryota, Metazoa, Chordata, Mammalia, Primates, Hylobatidae. The record is from RefSeq and is a predicted model, not a curated record.